Molecule: messenger RNA, 3581 nt
Organism: Scophthalmus maximus (turbot)
Lineage: Eukaryota; Metazoa; Chordata; Actinopteri; Pleuronectiformes; Scophthalmidae
Product: poly(ADP-ribose) glycohydrolase
Exons: 17
Coding region: 436-2844 (802 amino acids)
Biological process (GO): carbohydrate metabolic process; regulation of DNA repair; ATP generation from poly-ADP-D-ribose
Cellular component (GO): nucleus; cytoplasm
Molecular function (GO): poly(ADP-ribose) glycohydrolase activity
Source: RefSeq, a predicted model, not a curated record
GUCACUCGCGCUUGCGGAAGUACUUUGGACGUCGAGCAACGGCGACGUUGAAAAUCUAGCAAAACAAACAACAGUGACAAGUACAAUUGUUCGUUGUAACAUUGACGUAAGACAGCAACUACAUUAAUGGUGUAACUCUGAAGCUCUUUCUAAUAUAAAGGUGUGACUAAACAGCAAUUUGCGCAUGCGCCACUAAGAACCGGGUUGUUCUUCAAUUGUUGUUUCGUUGAGCAAAGCUAGUUAGCAUGGAAGCUAUCAAGCUAUGGUUGGCUGUCGGUUGUUGUGAAGUCUGAAUGAUAUUGAAAAUACAGAACAGCAUUUUUUUCCCAGUUACUUGGACUUUCGCCACUUAGCAACGCGGGCGUUUGCGUCGCCGUUUUUUUUUUUUUCAGAAACCGCCAUGUGCUCUCUUUGAAUAAACAAACAGCGUCAUGUAUGGCUGCGUAUUAUUUUUUAAGAUUUGCUCAAUUGUUGAAGAAAGGACUGCCCAGCAGACGCGUCAGGACAAACACCUUACUGGUGGUGUCAGCUCAAGUUGUAUUAAUGGCUGAACUGAUAGACCUUGAGCCUUUAGCAAAGAGGCUCAGGGUUGGAACCAGUGCACCAGCGUCCCCUCCAUCUUUUCUCCAAGGUCCAUCCUUUUGUAGUAAGAGCAAAGACAAUGAGCCAGUAGACGAAGAAAAGAGUGAAAGCAACACAGAGAUGAAGACGGAUCUACAGCCCAAGACCGCAGACGGUGGUUUGCGACGUGCAAAGCAGAACGCUCCUCAUCAAAGACUCGGCCCCGGGCAGCAACAGAAGUUGGUCAACACACUUGAAGAAUGGUUGGUUAAGCCCACAAACAACCCCAAUACACCUGGAGUGUGUCAGACCGAAGAUGAUGAUGAUGAUGAUGGUGACUUUCAAAGCACCUCAGCUCAGUUUGUGCACUGCCAAGAUGCUGGAAAACCUACAGAUUCCGACAUGGAUGAAGAAACUCAACCCUUGACCCCACAAGACCUGGAGGAAGACAGUCCGGUGUCACCGGCCUCCGAGCAUUCUGCAGUGAGUGGGCCCACGCAGACACUGCGCCGCAAUGAUGAUGGAUUAGAAGAAAGAGAAAUGGAAAUGGAGACUUCCGUCAGACACAAUACCAAAAUAACAGAUUUCUAUUCAGGAACCUCAUCGCCGCGUCUACCUGUGAGACGGGUCAAACCAGAUGAGUCUCAAGACGCAGACGAGGAAACUCCAUCUGCUGAUGUUAAAUGGCUGGGGACGCCAAUCAGUGAGCUGAAGAGAAUGCCUGAAUGUGGCAGACCGCUUCCUCCACUGAGAGAUAUCCCUGGCCAGCACACUGUGAUGAUCAGGACAGACCUUCUUCACAGUGGUAAAGCUCCUGUUCCAUAUCCGGCACAGUUUAAGGAUACAUGGGACACUGUCCAUGUCAAGAUGCCCUGUUCCAGCAGUAAUCUGUUUCCUGUGGAAGAUGAGAAAACACGAGAACUACAGAUUAAGAGUCGCUGGCAGUUGAUCAAGGAAACUUUAAACAAGGAAUUUACAAAUCCACUUGACUUCAAGAAUGCAAUAUUGAAAUACAGUCCUUCACACGCCAAGAAUUGGGACUUCACAGCAAUACAUUUGUAUUUCACUGAGGUCCUGGAGCCGGACGCUGCCGAACAUCUGUUUGACUCCCAGCUGCCAGACAUGGUGCAAUUAGCACUGAGAGCACCUGAGCUCUGUACCAAGCCGAUCCCCCUCCUCAAGAGAGGCAUGGACCACUCCAUCACCAUGUCUCAGGAGCAGGUGGCAUGUCUGCUCGCCAAUGCCGUCUUCUGCACCUUCCCGCGGCGCAACUCUAGGAGAAAUGAGUACUACAACUACCCAGACAUCAACUUUGUCAGGCUGUUUGAGGGAUCCUCUUCAAAGAAGAUCGAGAAGCUGAAAACCCUGAUGUGCUAUUUCAAAAGUGUCACUGAGCAAAAGCCCAGUGGACUCGUAACAUUCACACGACAGAGUUUGAAUAAACCCCCUACUUGGAAAAGCUCACAGACUCAUCUCACAAAGCUCCACAUCACUUUUGAAGGAACCAUUGAGGAUGAUGGUUAUGGAAUGCUUCAGGUGGAUUUUGCCAAUCAGUUUGUGGGAGGAGGAGUCACCAGCUCUGGUCUGGUUCAGGAGGAAAUCCGUUUCCUGAUCAAUCCAGAGCUCAUUGCCUCCCGCCUCUUCACUGAAGCCCUGGACCACAACGAAUGUUUGAUCAUCACAGGUACACAGCAGUACAGCAAAUACACAGGCUAUGCCCAGACCUACCAAUGGGGCGGCAGCCACCAAGACACAACUCCAAGAGACGGCUGGCAGAGAAGAUGCACAGAGAUAGUCGCCAUCGAUGCGCUGCGUUUCAGCAAUUUUCUGGAACAGUUUCACCCCGACAAAAUCAACCGAGAACUCAACAAGGCCUUCUGUGGCUUCGGUCGCCCGGAGGAAGAAAGCCGAAACCUUGCGGCAGUGGCUACAGGGAACUGGGGCUGUGGGGCCUUCGGAGGUGACACGCGUCUUAAAGCUCUGCUCCAGAUGCUGGCAGCUGCUGAGGCGGGCCGGGACGUUGCCUAUUUCACCUUCGGUGACAACCAGCUCAUGACAGAUGUCCACAACAUGCACUCAUUCCUCACUCAGAGGAACACGACUGUCGGGGAAGUGUAUGAUCUCCUGGGGCAGUACUUCAGCUCGGUGUGCAAGAGCUGCCUCCGCGGGCGCCCUGACGUCAGCCUCUACUCCUUCAUCUACCAACAGGUCAGCUCCUCCCUGGCGCCCGAUGAUUCCGACAGGCGCUCUGCCAGACAACAUGUCCCCACAGACUGCCGUUAAGGUCAGGUGGCUGAUGAGUCACCGCUCCCGUCUUCGGGAAAAAAUGAAAACACUUGCCCGGAUUAAGAUAUUCUCAGCCUCUUUUCUUUUGGUUUGACAAACUUUGAAUUUUCAGUACUAAAUCUGGUCUCCGCCACUCGAAGUGAAACUCUGGCAUGUAGAUCAUUUUGGAAACAACUGAAAUUCAGGAGUUGAUUAGUUGUGACCCUGUUGUCGCUGGAGUCCAAGCCGUGUUCAUUUUGCUGCUGCCGGUAAUACGCCAAUGUAUUGAGCUUCAAUAUGACGCAAUUGUGAUUUUAAUAGUGAAGCAAAGGUUGCCAUCCAUCUUCAGACUUUGUCAUGUUGCCUUUUUUUACACCCACACAUAUCCAGCCUAAUUGAAUUGGCUGUCAGAAAUCGAGUUAAAGGGAAAAAUAAUAUAAGAACGGGGUUUGGAAAGCUGGAAGCGGGCUCUGGAAAGGGGUUUGAUUUAAAAAGCAGCUCAGCUCUUGGUGAAGUAAUUUCUUAUCCCCUGCAUUUAAAGCAAAAUUCAUGUUACAAUCUUGGGUCUGUGAAUAAAUUGGUUCCUUGGUCUGUGUGAUAAACAUCCCAGUUGCACUUAAAAUAUGAUUUUUUUUUUUUGGAUUCUGUAUUCUACAACUGAUUUCAGAGUAAAAUCUUUUGUAUACCUACACAUGAAUGAAUAUUGAGAAUUUUUUCUGGUUUUGGUUUUCUCAAUAAAAAUCAAUUUAAUGUAA